GAGUUUCAAGGAUCUCAUCAAUCUGGUGACACUGGUAACUAUACUUUUUAGUUUCGGCCCAAAGAAUUACUACGGAGCAAAAAACAGACCAUCCAUGGAAGAAGACAUGGAGUUCGAGCAACAACUUAAGAUUCUCAAUAAACCUCCUAUCAAGACUAUCCAGACAAAAUUUGGGGACACAUACGAUUGUAUAAACAUAUACAAACAACCUGCCUUCGAUCAUCCAUUGCUUAAGAAUCACAAAAUCCAGAUGAAGCCGAAUUUGGUGCUUAAAGAAGAAAAAAUUAAUGAAUCAGCUUCCGGUAGGUUUUCGUCAACACAUUUUGAGAUAUCUGACAAUGAAAGGUGUCCAAUGGGAACUGUCCCCAUCCGAAGAACCAAAAAAGAAGAACUAGUGAAUGCAAAAUACUUCUCUAAAUGGGUCCAAACAUAUAGUAGUAAAAGAUCAACCAAUUACGUGCGAAUGCCUCAACAUUACGUGUACGCUUCGCCAUCUGACAAAAAGAUAUACCAUGGAGCAUUAGCUAGAAUUAGUACGCAAAACCCACUUGUUGAUUCGGAUAAAUUCAGUACGGCUCAAAUUUGGAUACAAAAUGGUCCGGACGAAGAUAUUAAUAGUAUAGAGUUUGGAUGGGCAGUACACCCUGCACUAUUUGGUGACAGUCAAACUCGAUCUUUUGGUUUCUGGACGGCCGAUGGGUUUAGAAGAACAGGAUGCUAUAAUAUGCUUUGUCCAGGAUUUGUCCAAAUCGAUCCUGCCUACACUCUCGGAGAGGUUCUUAGAAUAUCAGUGGACAUACAAAAUCCGUUGUACAUGCAUUUUCAAGUGCAGCAGGACCUCAAAACUGGGAAUUGGUGGUUAUUCGAUGGUCCAGAUUAUUCACCAAUAGGGUACUGGCCGAAAGAAAUCUUUACUCAUCUAGCAAACAAUGCAUCUGAAAUUAAAUACGGCGGGGUUGCAGGAAGAAAAGUACCAACGGAACCAACUCCACCAAUGGGAAAUGGGAAGUUACCGACUUUAGAAUUUGGAACCUCAUGUAUGAUGUCAACGAUGGAGAUAGUGAACGAUAAUGGAAAACUUGAACAAGUGAACUCAUCGAAGUUGGAACUGAAGGGAAGUACGACCUUUAACUGCUACGAUACCCUGCUUCCACAGUAUUUUAAUAGUUCUUAUGGGACAGUAAUGUUUUUUGGAGGACCUGGCGGGAAUUGCCCAUAACUAUCAUCUAUUGUAAUAACCAAACAUGGGUAUGAUCUUUACUAACAAUAAAAGACCCAUAU
Papaver somniferum (opium poppy) is the source of this 1281-nucleotide messenger RNA. RefSeq lists its product as uncharacterized. Lineage: Eukaryota; Viridiplantae; Streptophyta; Magnoliopsida; Ranunculales; Papaveraceae. The record is from RefSeq and is a predicted model, not a curated record. The coding region runs from base 95 to 1219 and encodes 374 amino acids. The transcript has 7 exons.